Messenger RNA from Alternaria atra, 1530 nucleotides. RefSeq lists its product as uncharacterized. NCBI's taxonomy places the organism in Eukaryota, Fungi, Ascomycota, Dothideomycetes, Pleosporales, Pleosporaceae. The transcript has 3 exons. The record is from RefSeq and is a predicted model, not a curated record. Bases 1 to 1530 code for a protein of 509 amino acids.
AUGCCCGCACCAUGGCGCCGCGGGGUUUACGACAAGGUGGACUAUGUUGUGGUGGAAAGAGAUGGUGUCCAGCAUGAGAGGGGGUUGGUGGUAGAAGAGCCUACGGCCACUGUGAACCGCCAACCACGAGCAAAACGCCAGGAGCCAAGUCCCACAGAUGCAGACUACGACAGCGAUUCUGAUGAAGACGACUACCCUGACAACCCGACUAUGACAGCUAUGACAACACCUUCGCUUACGAUACCGUCAGGAACUCCAGCUCUUCUUAUCACAAUGACUCUCAGUGAUGAGCCGCAAGCCACUACACCUGCAUUCGCCGAUAAUGACCCCACCGAGACUAUUGUGAUCGCUAUGCCGCCUCCGCCACCUAGACCCCAUCAUGAUCGCCCAAUCUCCCAGACAACUGAGCAUUUGCUCAUUGCUGCUGGCUCCAUUGGAGCAACUAUCAUCAUCGUUAUGGUAGUUCUUGCGAUGUACACUAUGCGAAAGCGAGGUCUUACUUUCAGGGAUGUACUCCAGCAGGGCAAGCAGCAGCUUCGCCGUGGGCCCCCACCCCCACCCCCUUCGAGAUACGGUCAGGACAAGAAGCAGAACUUUGAUGACGAGUACGCAUAUGGCAUGAACGACUCAUUCAAUGCCCCUCGACCAACAGUGGCACCUACGCGAUCUAGUUCACUCUCUUCGCAAAAACGACUUCAAGCUCUCGGGCGCAGUGACAGCUUUAACCAGCCUCCGACUAGAGAUGGAACCCAGAGCUUCUAUGACGACACGCCGUCAGUUUCUAACUCGCAUCGUCGCAAUGACAGCGCAACACCCUCAUCACCUCUUCUACCCAUAGAAGGGCAACGGCAGAGUGCAUCAACUCGCAACACCAGAUCAUUGGACGGCGAUGAAGAAUCGCUGCAGUUCCCUGACCCUUCUCAGGAGCAAAUCAGAAACCUGCCGCCUCCUCCAACAUUCCGCCAGUUCCUCUCAAACCGUCCCUCCAUCUCUCAACGACCCGGUUUCGGCGGUGCAUCCGCAGCUGCCGCAGGUGGUAUGGCAAGCAGGUUCAGCUGGACCAACUCCCAGGCCCCUCAAACCCCACACGAUCCCUCUCGCGACACAGCUACACAGCAACUUGGUCGUGAUAGCUUCAUGACUUCCCGCUCUUCCGUCCCACGUUUCCGCACAGUAGACUCCUGGGUGAACCAGCAGUCCAACCGCGUCGAAGAACAACGCCUCAAGCAGCAAUUCCGCAUGACGCAGUCUACCACUUACUCUGAAGAUGAGGUACCUGAAAUGCCAGCACUGCCAUCCGGUGUACCCAAGAACGCGAGUGGCAUAACUAGACAACCGAGCGCUGCGGGCUUGAGCCGCAAUGGAAGCAAGAGCGGUCUAGUAGGAAGGGACAUCAAGCACCAGAGGCACGAUACGCAAACAACAGCUCCUAUCUUCAAGGCACACCCAGGUACUGAAGUACGCUUCAGCACACGUAGCGCCGUACCCUCUGAGAUAUUGGAUAGGGGACGAGAGAACGCCGCACUAUAG